AAUUCUUAAAAAUAUAAAAAAUGGAUUAAACAAAACAUGAAAUACUUGAAUUAAAAAUGGCAUUUUUAAGCUGCAUGAAGAAUAGCAAAUAUUAGGAAGCACAUGUAAUUAUAUAAAAAAGUAAGAUUAUAAUUUAUAUAAUUGACAGUAUUAAAAAUUGAUCCUAACAAUCCAUUAAUUGGGAAAUGUAAUAAAUUUUUGUCAGAAUAUAAGACAAAAUUAGAAGAGAAAGAAAAAGAAUUGAAAGAAGAGGAAGAAGAAGAAGAAGAAGAAGAAUAAUAAGGAUAAGAUGAUGAAUCAGAUGGAGUAGAUCCAAAUGAUGUACCUGAUUUAGAAGAAGAAUUAGGGAUAUAACAUAAUGAAGCUGAAAUUUAAGAAAGAAAAAAACGUUUAUUUUAGCUAUUAUAAAAUGUUGAUGAUGGAGAUAAAGAAGCAGUUUUAGAUGCAAUAAGAAAAUCAAAAUAAUAAAAAUGA
This is a messenger RNA of Paramecium sonneborni, 474 nucleotides long. The record is from the annotation of a GenBank genome assembly. Lineage: Eukaryota; Ciliophora; Oligohymenophorea; Peniculida; Parameciidae.